AUGACUUGUAGUUUUUUUACGACCUGUUAUAUCGUCAGCGCAGAAUCGCUACGAGAAGAUCUCCUCAUAAACAUCGACUCUCAUGGCCAAAACCUCCUCCGCGCAGUGAGGCUCGACCUUCUGCUGAAAAACGUGCCGCCGGGACUGGCGCUUGGCUCCUGCCUGAUUCUGGGGUGUUGUCUAUCAUCAUACACCCACCGCCGACGGGAUCGGGAUCCGUACCAACCCCUCGUGUUCGCCGCCUGGAUCAUCUGGGCCGUGUUCAUCGGCUGGGGCACGGGAAUCAGCGCCAACGUGGUCACACUAGGCGUCAUACCAUGGGCUUCGUGUGCCGCCAUGCUUAGUAGCUUCUUCAUACACGUAGGGGCGCGCUGGGUCACGAACAGAGAAAGGUGUCAGGGCGUAUAUGCUCUAAGCGUGGUAGACGAAAAAGAGAUCUUCUUAUAUUCGUGA
Molecule: messenger RNA, 453 nt
Organism: Daldinia caldariorum
Lineage: Eukaryota; Fungi; Ascomycota; Sordariomycetes; Xylariales; Hypoxylaceae
Exons: 2
Coding region: 1-453 (150 amino acids)
Source: RefSeq, a predicted model, not a curated record